AUGGACACGUGCAUCGACGGUCGCUUCGAGCGACUGGAAAAGGCUCUGUCCAACUUGAUCGACUCCGUCACCAAGUACCACCCCUCAGCCAUCCAGGCCGAAGAGCUCAAGGCCGCCGACGAGCACCUGAGCCAAGGGCUGGAACAAGUCCAGACCCAUCAGAACAACCAUCUCCGCAUCCAGCGGCUGCGGAAAACAUCCUCUGCCCUCGACGCCCAGAUCCGCGACACCCUCACCAGCCUCGCCACCACGCGCAAGGACAUCGUCACCACCCACACGGCCAAGUUCCCCGCCGAGCCAAACCACCCCGUCGCCUACGAGGAGCUCCUCCGCUACGCGCGCCGCAUCAGCAAAACUACCCUGCCCCCCGCCGUCACCAUCAACGGCGGCGGCGGCUCGCCCUCUCCCGAAACGCAGACGCCCAUGCCCGAACCGCAGCCCCAGUCCGCCGUGACGCCCUCGGCACGAACCCCGUCCCUGACGCAGAGCCCCGUCGCAAACGGAACGUCGCAGCACGUCGUCUCUGAUCCCUCGACGCAGCAGACCCUUACGUCCAUGAACACGAGCCUCCCCGAGGGCAUGAGCCAGUAUCUCAACCCCCUCUCGGGCCAGCUCUUCUUCCCCUGGCCGCCCGAGGACAAGAUCCGCUCCGGCUCUUUGGCGUCGUACCAGAUCCUCGCCGAGCAGGGCAUCGACCCUCGCAACUACGACCCCGCAACCGAGGAGGAGCGCAAGCGCAAGGAGGAAGAGGAGCGCAAAGCCAAGGAGGAGCGCGAAAAGGCCGAGAGAGAAGAACGCGAGAGGCAACUGCGCGUGGAGAGGGAGAGGCUCAGGGCAGAAAGAGAGAGGCAGAGAGAAAAGGAGCUGGAGGAGUGGCGCAGAGCAAGCAUCGCCACUGGUCAGCCCGACGCAGCUGUGCCGGCGAGAGCCGGUGCCGGCGCUGUCGAGAAGAAGCAGUUUCAGUUCACAGACUUUGACGACCUGGACGACGACGACGACGACGACUGA
Molecule: messenger RNA, 1008 nt
Organism: Hirsutella rhossiliensis
Lineage: Eukaryota; Fungi; Ascomycota; Sordariomycetes; Hypocreales; Ophiocordycipitaceae
Product: vitamin-D-receptor interacting mediator subunit 4 domain-containing protein
Exons: 2
Coding region: 1-1008 (335 amino acids)
Biological process (GO): regulation of transcription by RNA polymerase II
Cellular component (GO): mediator complex
Molecular function (GO): transcription coregulator activity
Source: RefSeq, a predicted model, not a curated record